Chaetomium globosum CBS 148.51 is the source of this 1347-nucleotide messenger RNA. RefSeq lists its product as uncharacterized. Gene Ontology annotation, molecular function: serine-type carboxypeptidase activity. The record is from RefSeq and is a predicted model, not a curated record. Gene Ontology annotation, biological process: proteolysis. Bases 1 to 1347 code for a protein of 448 amino acids. The transcript has 3 exons. NCBI's taxonomy places the organism in Eukaryota, Fungi, Ascomycota, Sordariomycetes, Sordariales, Chaetomiaceae.
AUGCAUUGGAGUCUCGCAUCACUCGUUACGGCUUUGGCCGUCCCCUCCUUCGGAUUCCUUCAACCUUCGUUGUUGAACCCACGCCAUCCACGGCAUUCACCCCGUGUUGAGAAUCAGCCGGUCCAAAACCCAACCCAAUCGUCGUUUCAAAACCAAACGCAGUCGCCGUUCCUCAAUGAGCGGUCAAGCGUGUACUUCUGGUCUUCCCUUCACAACCCAGCUGCCCAAGAAAACAAGGAGAUCCUGAUCUACCUGACCGGAGGUCCGGGCUGCUCGUCGAUCGGCGAGCUUCUCCAGCUGAACGGCCCCGUCUCCUGGCAGCCGGGGACAUUCCAGCCGGUCCAGAACAAAUGGAGCUGGCACCGCCUCACCAACGUCGUCUGGAUCGAUCAGCCGGUCGGGACAGGAUUCUCGCAGGGUUCCCCCACGUCCACCAGCGAGGCGGACGUCACCCGGGACUUUCUCGGGUUCUGGCAGAACUUUGUCGACACGUUCACCCUCCAGGGGUACCAAGUGUACGUUACGGGCUCGUCGUACGGCGGCAUGUACGCCCCGUUCAUCUCGAGUGCCAUGCUCGACCGCAACGACACCGCCUACUUCAACGUCUCAGGGAUGGCCGUCUGGGACGGGUUGUACUCCAAGUUCCCGCUGGUCGAGGACAUCCCGGUUGCUCGGUUCGUCGACAAGUGGAAGGAGGCUCUUCCCUUCAACGACACUUUCAAAGCCGGCAUCAAGGCAAUCGACGAAAAGUGCGGAUACUCGGCGUACCUCGACGAGUUCCUCGUCUUCCCGCCAAAGGGCCCGCAACCUUCCAUCAUGCCGGGCGAGGACCCAGUCACCGGUCUAGCACGCCCUGAAUGCUCCCUCUACCUCGCCACCUUCCUCGCCGCGAAAGAGCUCAACCCAUGCCUCAACCCCUUCGACGUGACCUCAAAAUGCCCCGCACUAUUCGCACCUUCCCGACGCCCUACUUUCGACCUCCCCGCUGUCAAAACCGCGCUCCACGCGCCCCCCAACACCACCUGGGCCUUCUGGCCAGGACAUGGCCACGCCACCCCGGUCUUCGCGGGGCCGGCGUCGACAUCCUCGCUCAACGCCGGCCCCGGCAGGCCAGCCCGUGGCCUGCCGGGGGUGAUCGAGCGCACGGGGAACGUGAUCCUGGGCCAUGGGUCGCGGGAUUUCUUGGUGCUGCCCGAGGGGACGCUGUUGACGAUUCAGAAUUUGACGUGGGGUGGGGGGAUGGGGUUUGGGGAACGGCCCGAGGGGGUGUUGUUCGUGCCUGCAACCGCGGGGGGUGCGGCGGGCGCGGGUGUUGUAGGCGAGCAGUCAUGCGGAGAAGGGGGUUGA